CUAUCACCAGUAUACAUCAAAGAAGAAGAUAUCCCAGCUUGCACCACUGUAGUUGUGUCCGACGUUAUCGAACUACGCUGACUACAUGUUGUGAGCGACUGCUGUCAACACGGAACCAGACACAGAAACCAGGCGAACUGUGUCCCCAGGAUGAGUAUUCGGACCCUCCUUGCCUCCAGCGGGAUGAUCGCUGCCAUCGGACUGGGCUAUGGGAUGUGGGCCAUGAUCUCUCCGGGAGAAGAGAGGCGCAGAGAGAUGAUCAAGAAUCUGCCAGAAUACAACCAACAGACGAUGGACGAGACGAGAAAGAGGACGGCUCUGGUGAUGCAGACACUGAAGGAGGCUGCUGAGAGCAACGAAAACCUAUCACGAGGGGUCGGAGGGAAGUAAACAGGCCCCCCCCGCGACCUGUUGGAAGGUCUCUGUGUAGAACAUGCUACUGUCGUGCAGGGUCUCAUCCUGUGCAGAGACAGAUGGACGUUAUUUAUUCCAGUGGAAAUUGCUGUCUAAUUUCCAGCUCUAUUGCUUCAUUGCCUGUGACCACUUUUUAUGGUUGGAUGUUAAAAAUAUACAUUAAAAAUAUCCAAACAAA
Eleginops maclovinus (Patagonian blennie) is the source of this 592-nucleotide messenger RNA. RefSeq names its product ubiquinol-cytochrome-c reductase complex assembly factor 3. Gene Ontology annotation, biological process: mitochondrial respiratory chain complex III assembly. NCBI's taxonomy places the organism in Eukaryota, Metazoa, Chordata, Actinopteri, Perciformes, Eleginopidae. The record is from RefSeq and is a predicted model, not a curated record. The transcript is spliced from 2 exons. The coding region runs from base 151 to 390 and encodes 79 amino acids.